Bipolaris victoriae FI3 is the source of this 153-nucleotide messenger RNA. RefSeq lists its product as hypothetical. NCBI's taxonomy places the organism in Eukaryota, Fungi, Ascomycota, Dothideomycetes, Pleosporales, Pleosporaceae. The transcript has a single exon. The record is from RefSeq and is a predicted model, not a curated record. Bases 1 to 153 code for a protein of 50 amino acids.
AUGUACUUACGUCCGUAUCCUCAAACCUUAUUCCUACCUUACCCUCCCGUUCCCCCCCACCGCAUCACAGACCUCCAGCAUAUCCCCCGUUCCCUCCCUUCCCGCAGCCCUUCGGCACGCCACGUAUCUCAGAAAAGAGAGGAAACCGUCUAG